Drosophila persimilis is the source of this 1242-nucleotide messenger RNA. RefSeq lists its product as uncharacterized. The transcript is spliced from 4 exons. The coding region runs from base 157 to 573 and encodes 138 amino acids. NCBI's taxonomy places the organism in Eukaryota, Metazoa, Arthropoda, Insecta, Diptera, Drosophilidae. The record is from RefSeq and is a predicted model, not a curated record.
CCGUGGACUUUGGCGCUGUUGUGGCCCACUACUCCGCCCUGCCUCAGCCCCCCAGAAGACGAAUUUCAUUGAAAAACAACUGAAAAGACAAGAAGAAGAACAGGGGCACUACCAGCUGGCCAAGGACGGGGUCUCCUGCAAGAACUACUGUGGACUAUGAUCCGAUCUCGCAUUACAUUUACUGGAUCGAAGGCAGGAGUCACAGCAUCAAGCGUUCUCUGGCAAAUGGCACAAAGCUUCCUGGGUGAAUCCAUAGGCGUCAACGAUACCGGGGACUCGGAAAAGCCUCGCAACAUUGCCGCCUUGGGGAGAUUUGUGUACUGGCUGGACGACAAGACCGGACUGAAGCGGAUCACUGUCAACGAAGAGCGUCGAAGAAGCGGAAGUGCGGCACAGUCGUCCAAAUUGUUUCCACAACUGCAUAGCCAGAGGGGAGGGUGUGGCACGCAGUACUCACGAUGUCUGCUCGUGCCCCAAGCAUCUGAUGCUGCUGGAGGACAAGGAGAGCUACGGCGUGUGUCCGGCCUUUGGGCCAGAUUUCACGUGCACGUCCCCAGUGACGGAGAAUGGUGACAUGAAUAAGGACUGCGCACCCGCCUCCUGGCGCUGUGACGGCCAAAAUGACUGCCCGGAAAAGUCGGAUGAAUUGGAAUGACCCACAUGCCGGGUGGAUCAGUUCAGCUGCCAAUCCGGCGAGUGCUUCGACAAGGCUCUGAUCUGCGAUGCUACCACCUGUGACAACUGUGAAAAUGUCCACGAUGAGGCCGACUGCUGCAAGCGGCUUUCACUGUGCCAUCAACAAGCUUUGCAUAUCAGCCAAGCAGAUCCAUGAGAUUGUAUCAACUCUGCCCAAGCCCAAAACUGUUACAGUCCACCGUUGAGAACCAUUCCAUCUGUCUAGUCCCAUAUUUUAUGACGGGCCGUCGUCUUUGAGUGCCAAGCCGAGUCAAAAUCUUUCCAAAAAGCCUGCGAAACCGUUGACAAAGUCCUAAGCUCCUUUUCGCCCGAGCCAAAGCAACCAGAACAAAAGCUUAAAUCCUUACCAUUCGAUGACGAUGAUUUGGAUUUAGAUAAUAUAUUUGUCAAGCCAUUGAUGCAGCCGAACAAACUCUCAGAGAGAUUAGUUGGAAAAAACUCUCUGUUUGAUGAUGACGACCUGUCACUGAUUUGUUUCGCUCAAAGACUAUCUUCAUUUUAAAUAAACAAAAUAGGGUAUACAAAGGCCUAUACACGCAUCAUGUC